CCUAUCUACAUUGAUCGAUACAUAUGACUGUCAACGAAGUUGUUUUAACUGAUCUUAACAAAGCUGAAGUUUAUUAUCUGAUUAACCAAGUUUAACAGUAUAUUAUCUGAUUCUACACACGUUCAUACGAAUCAGAAUUUCUCUGUUGCCUGUUAACACGUUCUUUCAAAUACAUUUUCGUACACACAUCUUUGAAUAGUGUUGCAUUCAUCACGUCUGUGUGUACAGUGUGUAAGCAAUUGGUGUUCACAUUAAAUCAUCAAUAGCAAUUGUCAAUCUGAUCUCAUCAGACACAAGAUUCAUCAUUAUGUGCGCGAAAAUGGCUUUUCAGCAUCAAGCUGGCACCGCUAUGGAAUGUUUAAGUAUACCAAUUAUAUUAGUUAAAGAAACGGAUGUUAAUGAAAAUGGGGAAGAAGUGAUGAAGUGUGGCUUCAAAAUUGGAGGUGGUAUUGAUCAAGAUUUUAGAAAAAGUCCUCAGGGUUAUACAGAUAAUGGUAUAUACGUAACUGAAGUGCACGAAGGAUCACCAGCAGCAAAGAGCGGGCUUCGUAUGCAUGAUAAAAUUUUACAAUGUAAUGGGUAUGAUUUUACCAUGGUAACUCAUAAAAAGGCAGUAUCAUAUAUCAGAAAGCAUCCAGUAUUAAAUCUAUUAGUAGCACGUAAAGGAGUGACAAGUACUUAAAUACCAAAUAAGAGAUCCAUUUGGUCUAAGAAGAAUAUUUAUUUUGCUCUAUACAAUAACAAAGUCAAUUUAUUGGAGCUACAUGUCUGCCAAAUAUCAUUAGAUUAUGACCAAUAGUAAGAUAUCUUUGAAUUAGUUUUCACAAAAUGAGUAAACUUGGUACUUUACUUUUUAUAAACGUUAUAUCUAAUAAUUAUUUACUAUUCCAAUUAAAAUAAGAGCAUAAAUGUUAAUUAAUGGACAUCCACUGAUUGUUAUGAUUAUAUUGCAGGCAUAAUAUCUGUUUCUAAUUGCAAUAAGAAUAAAGCAUUAGAACGAUAGAUAUAUAUGUAUAAAAGUUAUGGUUCGUUAUUGUUGUUGAAAAAAAAAAAGAAAGAUUGUAUGAAAAUGUUUUUCUGAUAUCAGAUGACGAUUGAUAACGCUAUCAUUAUGUAAAAUUAUGCUUGAGAAACAUGAUUUACAUGUGCCUGCGUAAAAAUCGCCCUGUAUAUCAAAAUUUGUAACAAUAUUUCUUGUGCCAAACAAUAACUGCUGCGCGGGAUCCAUAUGAAUAUUUCUUACCGUCUUGUAUAUAUAUUUACCUACAACAGGAAAGAUGUUUGAAUAAUGAAGCGAACUUCUCGAUCGUUUCUUUUAACAAAGGAAUAAUUAUAUGGAUGAGAAAAGUCAUAAUAUUUUAAUUUUUUAAGUAUUUCUAUAUUGUAAAAUAUAACAGAAUGCCAAAGCAUAAUGAAGUUACAGUAGCUUAGACAUGCAACAUACCCUUUACAAAAUUUUGUAUUGCUAGUAUAUUGCUAUAAGACUCAUAUGAAAUACUUCGAAUCUAUGCAUUUAAAAUCUAAUUAUACGCAAUGACUGAAACGAUCAUACAAUAAACAUUGUUUUGUUACCUUUAAAGAGGUAUAUCUAAUAUAUGAAUAAGUAUUGUAUAUUAUAUGCAACUAAUGCAUUUACAAGCAUUUACAGAAUUUUUUUUUUAUUGGCGUUGAGAAGAAAUUAUUGAGAUUAUAUACUUUGAAUAGAAGUAUUAAACAUUAUAUUUUAUAAAGUUUUUACUUUAAUCGAUAACGAAUGUUUCUAUGCAUUAUCGUAAAAUUUUUACACGUGAAGAAAAACAACAUUUUAUAUCUUUUUUAUCUUAAAUUGGCUAAAAAUGUAUAAUAAGCGAACGAAGAAAGGAAAAGUUCCUGUAACAAUACAUAUGAUUUUCUUUUAUAUCCCAAAAUGCUAACGCAAUCAUAAUAUAAACUGUUUAUGUAAGAGAUAAUGUAAUAUUUUGUCAUAAUUUUAUAACUAGUCUGCUAAAACAUGAAAAAGAUUGAAAAAUGAAAUAAAUAAAACAUAAAUUAUUAUGCGUGCGACCACUGGGCAUGCAGUAGUAAUUUAAUCUUUUGUAUAGAAUUACAAUAUGACAAAUUAUAUGCAUUAUUUCAAUCUACAUUUAUAUAAAAGUUAUAUGUUAUUUAUUACCAAAAAUAUAAUUAUAUAGAGAACUGUGGAACAAACUAAUGAUCAUAUAUUGUGUAAAUAACAAAUAAAUGUUCUAUACUAUCAUCACUAAA
Messenger RNA from Frieseomelitta varia, 2244 nucleotides. RefSeq names its product tax1-binding protein 3 homolog. Gene Ontology annotation, biological process: neurotransmitter receptor transport, endosome to postsynaptic membrane; neurotransmitter receptor transport postsynaptic membrane to endosome. NCBI's taxonomy places the organism in Eukaryota, Metazoa, Arthropoda, Insecta, Hymenoptera, Apidae. The record is from RefSeq and is a predicted model, not a curated record. Gene Ontology annotation, cellular component: postsynaptic membrane; postsynaptic density; adherens junction. The coding region runs from base 308 to 682 and encodes 124 amino acids. The transcript is spliced from 3 exons. Gene Ontology annotation, molecular function: protein binding.